UCAAUGUCUUCUCUUUCCCCAUAAUUUCAUUAACAAAUUUGAUUCAUCCAUUAGAAGAAUUCUGAUCCGAAUUUGACUGCUCCUAGGCUGUCUCGACUUCCCCCACUAUAAAUUCAAACCUCACAACGGCGUCGUUCGCAUCUCAAACUUUUCCCCCUUCUUAAUAAUCAAUUUCCGAUUUGGGGUUUUUCCUGGGAAUUGAUUCUUACAGGCACUGCUGCUGCAAUAAUGGCGACGAGGAACGUGGAGAAGAUGGCGUCGAUCGACGCUCAGUUGAGGCUUUUGGCUCCUGGGAAGGUGUCCGAAGACGACAAGCUUGUUGAGUACGAUGCCCUGCUUUUGGACAGGUUUCUCGACAUUCUUCAGGAUUUACACGGCGAGGAUCUCCGAGAAACGGUGCAAGAAUGUUACGAGCUGUCGGCGGAGUACGAAGGCAGCCAUAAUCCCGACAAGUUGGAGGAGCUCGGGAGUGUGCUGACAAGCUUGGAUCCCGGCGAUUCGAUUGUCCUGGCGAAAGCAUUUUCUAACAUGCUUAACCUGGCCAACUUGGCCGAGGAGGUCCAAAUUGCGCAUCGUCGUAGGAACAAGAAGAAGAAAGGAGAUUACACUGAUGAGAGCUCGGCUACAACCGAGUCGGACAUCGAAGAGACUCUCAAGAGACUUGUGGUGGACUUGAAGAAAUCCCCCGAGGAAGUUUUUGAUGCAUUAAAGAAUCAGACAGUCGACCUCGUCUUCACUGCUCAUCCGACUCAGUCUGUCCGGAGAUCGUUGCUCCAGAAGCACGGCAGAAUUCGAGAUUGCUUGGCUCAGUUGUACGCUAAGGACAUAACUCCGGACGACAAGCAGGAGCUCGACGAGGCGUUGCAGCGAGAGAUUCAAGCGGCUUUCCGCACGGACGAGAUCCGGAGGACUGCUCCUACUCCCCAAGACGAAAUGAGGGCCGGGAUGAGUUAUUUCCAUGAAACGAUCUGGAAAGGCGUCCCCAAGUUCCUACGACGUGUCGAUACGGCGCUGAAGAACAUCGGGAUUAAAGAGCGUGUCCCGUACAAUGCGCCGCUGAUCCAAUUCUCUUCUUGGAUGGGGGGAGACCGCGACGGCAACCCGAGGGUCACCCCCGAGGUUACGAGGGAUGUUUGCUUGUUGGCGCGAAUGAUGGCCGCAAACUUGUACUAUUCUCGGAUCGAGGAUUUAAUGUUCGAGUUGUCCAUGUGGCGUUGCACCGAUGAGCUCCGACUACACGCGGAGGAGCUUCACCGUUCUUUGAAGAAAGAUUCGAAGCAUUACAUUGAGUUUUGGAAAUCGAUUCCUCCGAACGAACCCUACCGCGUCAUUCUUGGAGAUGUUCGCGACAAGCUCUAUCAAACGCGUGAGCGCUCUCGUCAACUGCUCGCUCAGGGGACUUCCGACAUCCCGGAAGAAGCUACUUACACCAGCAUUGAUCAGUUCUUGGAACCUCUCGAGCUCUGCUACCGUUCUCUCUGCACUUGCGGAGAUGGGCCAAUAGCCGACGGAAGCCUUCUAGAUUUUCUCCGGCAAGUGUCGACAUUCGGGCUCUCGUUUGUCCGCCUCGACAUAAGGCAAGAAUCGGACAGGCACACCGACGUUCUCGACGCCAUAACCAAGCAUUUGGACAUCGGCUCGUAUCGUGACUGGUCUGAAGAUCGCCGCCAGGAAUGGCUCCUCGCCGAACUCAACAGCAAACGGCCCCUCUUCGGAUCGGACCUCCCCAAGACCGAAGAGAUCGCUGACGUUCUCGACACGUUUGCCGUCCUCGCCGAACUCCCGUCCGACUGCUUCGGCGCGUACAUCAUUUCGAUGGCCACCGCCCCAUCCGACGUGCUGGCCGUUGAGCUUCUCCAACGCGAGUGCCAUGUCAAGCACCCGCUGCGAGUCGUCCCGCUCUUCGAGAAGUUGGACGAUCUCGAGGCGGCACCGGCAGCCGUAGCGCGGCUCUUCUCCGUCGACUGGUACAAGAAUCGGAUCAACGGGAAGCAAGAAGUCAUGAUCGGGUACUCGGACUCGGGGAAAGACGCCGGCCGGCUAUCGGCUGCUUGGCAACUCUACAAGGCUCAAGAAGAGCUCAUCAAAGUCGCGAAGGAAUACGGUGUAAAGCUCACGAUGUUCCACGGUCGCGGUGGGACCGUUGGACGAGGAGGCGGCCCGACUCACCUCGCCAUUUUGUCGCAACCGCCGGAAACCAUUCACGGCUCCCUCCGCGUCACCGUUCAAGGCGAAGUCAUCGAGCAAUCGUUCGGCGAGGAGCACUUGUGCUUCCGGACACUCCAACGUUUCACGGCCGCGACGUUAGAACACGGGAUGCAUCCGCCCGUGGCGCCCAAACCCGAAUGGCGCGCCCUUCUCGAUGAAAUCGCCGUCAUCGCCACCAAGGAGUACCGGUCCGUUGUCUUCCAAGAGCCUCGCUUCGUCGAGUAUUUCCGCUUGGCCACACCGGAGCUAGAGUACGGUCGAAUGAACAUCGGGAGCCGUCCGUCGAAGAGGAAACCGAGCGGAGGCAUCGAAUCUUUAAGAGCAAUUCCAUGGAUCUUCGCGUGGACGCAGACGAGAUUUCAUCUCCCAGUGUGGCUGGGGUUCGGUGCGGCGUUUAAGUACGCGAUACAAAAGGAUGUCCGGAACCUCAAAAUGCUGCAAGAAAUGUACAACCAAUGGCCCUUCUUUAGAGUGACGAUCGAUUUGGUCGAAAUGGUGUUCGCCAAGGGCGAUCCCGGGAUUGCUGCUCUCUACGACAAACUUCUCGUUUCCGAAGACUUGUGGUCGUUCGGGGAACGGCUGAGGGCCAACUAUAACGAGACGGAGUCUCUUCUCCUACAAAUCGCCGGACACAAAGACCUUCUAGAAGGGGACCCGUACUUGAAGCAACGGUUGCGGCUGCGCGAUUCUUACAUCACAUCCUUAAACGUGAGCCAGGCGUACACUCUGAAGCGAAUCCGCGAUCCCAACUACCAUGUGAAGCUGAGGCCGCACAUUUCGAAGGAGUACGAGGAGUCAAAGCCGGCGGCCGAGCUGGUGAAGCUGAACCCGACGAGCGAGUACGCGCCGGGAUUGGAGGACACCCUUAUCUUGACCAUGAAAGGUAUUGCUGCGGGAUUACAGAACACUGGUUGAAACGAUCCAUCUUUUCUUAUAUGUUUUUUGAAAUUGCUACGACAUAAAAAAUGUCGGGUUUUGUUUUUUCCAUAAUGUGGGAACCUGCCGUCACUAUUCUUUGAGUGCACGUUGCGUAGACCCCGGAUCGAACGAAUUUGUUGUGUGUUCUUGUUCGAUUGAUGUGUUCGAAUUUUAAUUAUGUGUAUCCAAUCUUGUCUUGUUAAUUACCAUUGAUGUAAUGGUGAUUCUGUCCUCUGUUUUUGGGUUAGGGAAUCAUCAUCAAUUUGUGUUCA
Andrographis paniculata is the source of this 3398-nucleotide messenger RNA. RefSeq names its product phosphoenolpyruvate carboxylase. Gene Ontology annotation, cellular component: cytosol; apoplast; chloroplast. The transcript has 10 exons. The record is from RefSeq and is a predicted model, not a curated record. Gene Ontology annotation, molecular function: phosphoenolpyruvate carboxylase activity. Gene Ontology annotation, biological process: leaf development; carbon fixation; tricarboxylic acid cycle. The coding region runs from base 229 to 3123 and encodes 964 amino acids. Lineage: Eukaryota; Viridiplantae; Streptophyta; Magnoliopsida; Lamiales; Acanthaceae.